Molecule: messenger RNA, 2760 nt
Organism: Pocillopora meandrina
Lineage: Eukaryota; Metazoa; Cnidaria; Anthozoa; Scleractinia; Pocilloporidae
Source: the annotation of a GenBank genome assembly
AUGAAACGUCGUUCGGAUGUAUCUGAGGCUGCAGCAUCAAAGAAAACUCGAAAAGAUAGCUCUGUAACACAGAAAAGCUUUGCAGUCCAACCUGUGGAAGCUUUUCGAGGAAGACUUCCUUUUUAUCGACAACCAAUCGAAGUGGGGCAUUUCUCUUUAGACGAUCAUAGAAGGUUUCACGAUGAUAAGAGACAAUUGAAGUAUUUUAGUCCUCCGCGUGAUAUAAACUUCGACCUCAGGGCUGGGUAUGAAGACUUUGUGAAACGGAACGAAGAUGUAAAAGAAGGGUUGGAAAACUUGUUGCAGUGGGUACAAUGUCACCACGAGAAGUUUGAAAUCGUUCAAAGUCCCACGAGCGAGACUCCUCCAGAAGGUAAAACUCAACUCUCCAGGUGAGAUUAUUUAUAUUUUAACAAACAAGUGUCUUCCUAGGAAAUCUGCAGAGAAGACGUUUUUCUUUCCCAUCUGAACCUCCAAGUAGGCUAAGAUUCCUACACAGCCUUGUGCUAUUGUAAACCGAAUAGGUAUUCCUAGAGGUAACCUAUUGUUUUCGCCAUCUGUCUAAGAACUUUAUGUGUAAUGAAAUUUGGAGAUAUGCGGAAAUCGCACCACUCCAAGUAGCCAGGUACGACAGUUUUUUUUUUUUUUUUUUUUUUUUUGCAAGGGGUCUACUCUUUUUCCAUAAGAGGAUUUUAUUUUCUUACUGGUGCCAAAAGAAAACUGACCUUUAGGAUUCCUCAGGGGGGUGGGUGUAGAUAAAAAGCUGAGUAUUUAAUGUCACCAAGAAGCCAAACUUUACUACUGACUUGGCUUUGGGUGUUAAUUUACCAAAUAUUGUAAUUACAAAGAAUUUAUCAAAAGCAAAUUGACCUAGCUUGCUUCAUUAACCCUCAAAUUAUAUAAUAAAUUAUCAUAGUGUAAGGCAAUUUUUUUCUGAUCACUGGAUGAUUUGUGAAUCAAAUUUCUUUUGGAACACAACAAUUUUGCAUUUUCAGACCUCAGACUUUCAUUCAAGGAACUUGUUUUGGUCGUGAUUCAAAAUAUAUUUUUUCCAGUGAAAAGUUUGGUAUCUAGGGCAUCAGAUCAAAACACAUCUUCCUAUUUUUUCAGCUUACACACAGAUUUCAUAACAUGGAGGGGGCUCUUGACAAAGAUAAUGUGCACACCCUAUGAAACAAGAGAAUCUUGGCAAAUGGCAGCUGUGCUACACAAUGGAACAAUCUACAUUAUGGAGAUAGAAACUGAGGAAAACAGGGACAAGCGGGAGAACAUGGAAGAAAGACACAAAGAGAUGUGCUACUGGGGUCAUAACUUUGAAAGCUAUGUUACAUCCCUGGUAGACAAAAGUCAUCAUAAUAAAAAUGAGGAAAAAGCCAAGGAAAGCCAUGCUAUUAAUGAUAGUGAGGAAUUUGUCACUGUAAUCAGGGCUAGGCUUAAUAAACACUCAUUGGUUUUUGGUGCUGAAGUGGACUGCUGCACCAAGGUAUAUUUUGUUUUAGUGCAGGGUUUUUGUGAAAAUGUUAGUACUAAAUGCAUGAUCUGAACUCAGUGUGCUUUCUCAGUAAGCAUGUUUGUAACACACCCUCCUGGAGGGGUUGGGGAGGCUUACUCUGCUGGAAAAAAUUGAAACCCUCUAAAACAUGAAUUGCAGCAUUCUGGGGCAUAUUUGAGUACUGGUAAUUCUGUUUAGCCAGACUUUUAUGUUGAAAUCAGUUCAAAAAUACUUAUUUUCUGUCUUUGCUCACAAUUCACCAAGUAGCUCAGGGACCAAAUGGUCUGACAGCCAGCAGGUUUCCACUGCCUGCCUACUGGAUUCUAAUAACAACCCUGUCGAUGAUAUCUUAGUUGUGUAACAUACAACCAAGUAAAGAAAUAGAGAAAGAUGUUUUUACUGUCUUUUUACAAGCAUGGGACGAAGAAAAAAAUCUGAGUACCCAUGAGGAGCCGAACCUCAGACUUUCAGAUUCUGUAAAGAAAUGAUCUUUGCAUGUAAGCUCCAAUUUGAAAAAUUACAGAUAGGAAGCCUGAAAAAAAAUUAAGGUUUUGACAGAAAGGGAAUCUGUGCCUCCCAGAUACCAGUUGGGUGCCAUUACUAACUUAACUAUGAAGCCACAUGUUGGGAGGGAGGCAAAUUUUAGUGGGUUCUUCAUUCUUGCAAAGGAAUCUGAUCAACCCUUUACACCCUAACAUAGCUAUUCAUAUUCUCCAUACUUUUCUCUACACAUUUCCCAAGGUGCUGACAAGGAGAAUUUGUUUAACAAUCGAGAGCUUCUUUAGUUGGUGAUCAUUUCCUUUAUUCCUCGGGGAUGAUAUUGUAAGGAGAAAUUAGCUACUUAUCAUUCUUAGGGGUUAAAGGGUUAAUAAUUACAUCACAGCUUAAAAUUUAAAUUCCAUGUUUUCUUGUAGGAUAAUGAAGAAGCCCCAGCAAAUUAUAUUGAAUUGAAAACCUCCUUGAAACCUCACAACCACCACCACCACUACACCUUCAAACGCUUCAAACUGCUCAAGUGGUGGGCGCAGUCUUAUUUGGCUGGUGUGCCAAAAAUCAUUUGUGGCUACAGGGAUCACAGUGGCCAUGUGAAAGAAUUGCAAACAUACAACACUCUGGCCAUACCUAGACUUGCACGAGACGAGGAGGAUCUCUGGGAUUCUUCCAUUUGUUUGAACUUUCUGGACAGAUUUCUUGACUGGGUGAAGACAGUGGUUAUAAAAAAGUGGACCAAGGGUGAUGUACAUGUUCUCCUGGAGAGAGCCAUUUGA